Messenger RNA from Glossina fuscipes, 680 nucleotides. RefSeq names its product transmembrane protein 170A-like. The coding region runs from base 1 to 351 and encodes 116 amino acids. The record is from RefSeq and is a predicted model, not a curated record. The transcript is spliced from 2 exons. NCBI's taxonomy places the organism in Eukaryota, Metazoa, Arthropoda, Insecta, Diptera, Glossinidae.
AUGAGGCCAUCCAUUGUAAUGCCUCUUCUUCUCUUUGCCUCUUUUUCUCUCUGUCUCUUCCCCUUUAUACCAUUCUUAUGGGCAUUAUUCUCUUCAAUAUUCAUACACACUUGUGCCGCUUUGGUAGCCUUUGUAACGCUACGCAAACAUAAAUUCGGUCGCUUCUUCUCCAUAUUGAUAUUAGUAAUGGGCUUUCUAUCGCCCGCUGUUAGCGGCAUUAUCAGUAGUGCCGUUAUAGCAUUUGUGCAUCGUGCCUCUAGCUUACCCAUGUCUCCUAUUAUUGCCAUGAUCUGGGGUAUGGGUCAAACAAUCGUUUCGGCCUGCCUAGGUUUUACACGAAAUUCCCUCUGAUUAUCUGAACGCAGUGGAAGAUAAAUUGCAGCAAUACAAAGAAGAGUUUGCGAAUAUAGUUAAGGAUAAUUAAUGCAAUAGAUCGAAAUAAAGAAAAGAGAAGCAAUUAACCGGGAUGUCUUGUUAAAUGAACUAUGAUUGUCUUAUUGAUAAUUAUUAGCAAUAUUCGUUUUUAUAAACAUUUCUAUCCGCAGUGCACCUGAACGUUGUAAAUUUGUAUUUUCUUUUCUGGAUACGCUUGGAGCCUUCACCAGAAGUCAUGUGUGACUAAAGCUCGCAUCGUUUGCAUUACCACUUUUAUUCCCUGGCUUUGCGUUCUUUCUGGAUGG